Porites evermanni is the source of this 339-nucleotide messenger RNA. The record is from the annotation of a GenBank genome assembly. Lineage: Eukaryota; Metazoa; Cnidaria; Anthozoa; Scleractinia; Poritidae.
AUGAAAUCCUCAAAUAAAGACGAAGCGUCAACUUCCGAUCACGAUGAGGAAGAUGCUGCAGUUUAUAUUUAUGAUCGCCGGGCUGGUUGCAGGCCGGUUGAAAAGAUCCAAUUAGGCGGCAUUUUUAAUUUUGCCAGUUUCAAGGAAAAGACACGACAAGUAAGCAGUGGAGUUUGCUUUUUCUCUCUUAUGGUUAUUUUCGCCAAUAUUAAAUGACAGCCUCUUGUGUGGUUUAAAUUUCACACUUUUUUUCAGGCUUUUAGUAUACCAGAAAAUGAAAAGUUUGUAAUCGUGACCACCAAUCGUCAAGAAAUUUCUGAUGACAAGACCUACGGUACG